This is a messenger RNA of Cyprinus carpio (common carp), 2636 nucleotides long. Its product is annotated as transcription factor Sp1-like. NCBI's taxonomy places the organism in Eukaryota, Metazoa, Chordata, Actinopteri, Cypriniformes, Cyprinidae. The record is from RefSeq and is a predicted model, not a curated record. Gene Ontology annotation, molecular function: RNA polymerase II cis-regulatory region sequence-specific DNA binding; DNA-binding transcription factor activity, RNA polymerase II-specific. Gene Ontology annotation, biological process: regulation of transcription by RNA polymerase II. The transcript has 6 exons. Bases 35 to 1831 code for a protein of 598 amino acids.
UUAGAAGCGUAAAAGACUCGCGCCUUGACACAUUAUGAGCGAUCAACAGAAUGAAAUGGCAGCGCUUCUGGACCACAACACAAGCUUCAUUCAGAAGAAAGGCUCCAGCACAACUCAAGACUCGCAGCAGCCGUCACCUUUAGCGCUGCUGGCUGCCACCUGCAGUCGUAUUGAUGAAAACGAAGCGGUAGAUCAGCAGUCACAGCAAAGCCAGACCCAGGACGCACAGAUCGACUUCCAGCAGCCCCAUCUGUCCCACGCCGCCAACGGCUGGCACGGUGGAGCCCCGGUGUCCAGCAGCUCCGCUCCCAGCACAGCCUCGGAGGACAAGAGCAGACCGCCGGCGAUGCAGCAGCAGUAUGUGAUGGCCUCCUCACUAAACCUGCAGAGUCAGCAGGUGCUCACUGCUCUCUCUGGUGUGAUGCCGAAUGUCCAGUAUCAAGUGAUGCCACAGUUCCAGACCGUAGAUGGACAGCAGCUCCAGUUCACUCAGGAAGCCCAGACCGUGUCCUCCACAGCCCCGGGGCAGUUUCAGCUGGUGUCCUCUCUCAACGCUGCCCCCACCAACACAGCCGCUGGCGCUGGCAACAUCUUCACCGUCCCUGGCCUCUUCCAGCAAGCUAUCCCUCUGCAGAGCAUCAGUCUGGGCGGUACAGUGCUGCCCAAUCAGGCACAGUUCCUUACCAACGUGCCUGUCCCACUGAAUGCUAACAUCACCCUUCUCCCAGUGGCAUCUGCUGCCGCUGUUGGAUCUGUAAGCGACGCAAACGCCGGAGGAACCUUAGGAACUUCUCAGCAGCUGCUCCAGAGCACGGCGUCUACAGCUGCAGCAGAGUACUGCACUACCACCGGCACACGGACGGCUGCUUCUGGCGGCGGCGUAACACUGACCCAGAGUAGCACAGGAGCGUCUGAUAACAGAGAGGGACAGAAACCGUGCAAAGCUCAGAUUCUCCUUCAGCCGCAGCAGGUCCUGCAGACCGUCCAGCCCAGCUCCGUCACAGCCAGCGGGCAGCUGUUCGCCACACAGAGCCUGUCUCAGGACGGAGUGCAGAACGUUCAGAUCCAGACCAUCGCCAGCGGCAGCCCCAUCCUGAUCCGCACCGUCGGUCCGAACGGCCAGGUCAGCUGGCAGACACUUCAGCUGCAGAGCCCCGCUAACACCCAGAUCACGCUGGCACAGGCGGGGACGCUCUCCGGCCUUCAGACCAUCAGCCUGAACACGCUGGGAAACACAGGGCCGCAGGGUGUUCCUCUCACCGUCACCAACACAGCAGGUGAAGUGAGCGGCGCAGCUGGAGACGCUCUGGAGGACAGCGGUGUGCUGGAUGAGCGCGUGGAGAGCAGCAGACGCUCGCGCAGGGAAGCCUGCACCUGCCCCUACUGCAGAGACGGAGAGGGACGCAGUGACCCCAGUAAGAAGAAGCAGCACAUCUGUCAUAUUCCUGGCUGUGGCAAGGUCUAUGGGAAGACGUCUCAUCUGCGAGCACACUUGCGCUGGCACACAGGAGAGAGGCCCUUCGUGUGCUCCUGGUCCUUCUGCGGGAAACGCUUCACACGCUCCGAUGAGCUGCAGCGGCGGAAGAGGAGGACACACAGGUGUGAGAAGAAGUUCUCGUGCCCAGAGUGUCCCAAACGCUUCAUGCGCAGUGACCACCUGUCCAAGCACAUCAAGACCCAUCUGAACAAGAGAGGAUGUGCAGGUGACGGCGUCAGCGCUGAUCAGCACACUCUAGUAACUGUGGAGCCGUCCGCCGAAACACCCAGCGGCAUCAGCGUCCUGCAGGUCACCGAUCUGCACUCCAUGCAUCUGAACAGCAAUGGCUAUUAAUGCUCUUUGUGUGGCCAGAGCGGAGCGAGCAUCCGUGAACGAGUGAACAGGGAAAGAGGAGCGCGCUCCCCUCAUCCUCCACCAGACUCCAGCCGAAUCACCCUUACAUGUAUAUUCUGCAUUUCUCAGCUUUCUUUUGCCCUCUUUUCCUGAUUCCCUGAACUGAAAUUGUGAUGUGCUCACCGAAACAUAACUCAGUGGCCACUUAUCAUCAAGAAAUGGGAAAAAUUAUGUGUGAAAACUGAACGACAGAUUUCAAAAACUGUGGAAGUGACAUCGUAAUCUUCUUUUAAUAGUUUACUCACAGGCCAUCAUGCUUUCAUCUGUUAAUCACAGUAAAUGAGAUGAAACAAAAAGAUCUGAUGCUUUUUGUACAGAAGUUAUAUUUUUCUAAGUAUGGAAUACUGCUAAUUCUGAAAUGACCUUUGUUUUGUGAAUGUAUGAAUUAUGCAGUCUUAAAUGUCAACAUUUUUAUAUUAUAUAGAUCUUCUGUAACAUUUUUUGUAUUGCUUUAGUACUUUGUCUUGAUAAACAAAACAUAUUUAAGUUAAAGUUUAACACAUGCAGGCGUGCAGUGCUAACUGUCCCAGGUUUCUUGGUCACUGUGGUCUUAACGUUUGGUUUCUAGGGAAAAUGUUAACCAGUUCAAAUACAGAUGCUUUAAAGCCUUUAUUUAGAGAGGAAUCUUUAAUGAACUUGAGUUCAAACCAAAGCUCUACACUUUCCAUUACAUGUUAACUCAGGUGGAUGUUACUUUUUUGAUGUUAAGCAUUCAUAAUGAUUAAAUUAAGAUGAUCUUCAGAAG